Penicillium atrosanguineum is the source of this 1878-nucleotide messenger RNA. It is a transcript of the gene atg15, whose product is annotated as triglyceride lipase ATG15. Gene Ontology annotation, biological process: neutral lipid catabolic process; piecemeal microautophagy of the nucleus; multivesicular body membrane disassembly. NCBI's taxonomy places the organism in Eukaryota, Fungi, Ascomycota, Eurotiomycetes, Eurotiales, Aspergillaceae. The record is from RefSeq and is a predicted model, not a curated record. Gene Ontology annotation, molecular function: glycerophospholipase activity. The transcript is spliced from 2 exons. The coding region runs from base 1 to 1878 and encodes 625 amino acids.
AUGGCCCCUCAACGAUGUCGAACACGCCAAAGGAAGAGACUAAGUCUCUCUGAACUCUUAAUAUCGGCUGUACUUCUACCUCGCGCCGUCUACGGGCACUACAACCUACCUCCACUCCAGGCCCCAAUCCUCCCGCCACAGCUACCCUUGGAUGGGUCCGAGCCCCCGUCAGAAACACACGAGUUUUCACUUCGCCAUAUCUUCCACCGAGGCACCUACGAACACCCUGACCUUCAUGCCCGUUUAGACGUCGGACCCGACACCCGCCUCAUAACUCUAUCCGAAGAUGGGACAGAGACUGAAUCAGUUGAGGUGCAUCCUUCACUGGUCGCUUCCUCAAACCCGAUCACGAUACAACGGCUAGCUGAUCGGCGUUUGUCGGUGAUUGAGAGCCACUUGGCAGCUGCAAAGCUGUCCGGUGAAGCUUCCACGUUGUCGCCCACGGAAUGGGUCAUGGACACACUUCCGGGCCCAAAUAUUUCGGACAAGGCAACCGUGUUGACUUUUGCCAAGAUGACUGCAAAUGACUAUAUUGAGGAGCCUGGUACCCAGGAUUGGCAUACUAUCCACGGACGGUUUAACUACUCGACGAGCUUUGGAUGGAAGGGAGAUGGACUCCGAGGGCAUAUUUACUCCGACAAAUCCAACAGCACUAUUGUCAUUUCACUCAAGGGUACUUCUCCAGCCCUAUUUGAUGGUGCAGGAACUACAACAAAUGACAAGGUGAACGAUAAUCUGUUCUUCAGUUGCUGUUGUGGUCAAGGAGGGUCUUACCUCUGGAGGCAGUCAUGUGAUUGCCAGACUGCCACCUACAAGGCGAACUUGACCUGCAUCACCGAGGCAAUGAAUGAUGAGAAUAAAUACUACAGAGCCGCCAUUGAUCUAUACACCAACGUGACAGAGAUCUACCCGGACACAAAUGUUUGGUUGACAGGACACUCAUUGGGCGGUGCAAUGACUAGCCUGCUUGGAUUGACCUUUGGUCUUCCAGUUGUGACUUUCGAGGCGGUUCCAGAAGCACUUCCAGCAGCUAGACUAGGUCUUCCGAGUCCCCCAGGUCAUGAUUCACGCUUGCCCCAACAGCGAGCUUUUACAGGCGCCUAUCAUUUUGGCCAUACUGCCGAUCCGAUCUAUAUGGGGACUUGUAAUGGGAUUAACUCAAUCUGUACAUGGGGUGGCUAUGCAAUGGAGUCCGCAUGCCAUACCGGCCAGAUGUGCACUUAUGAUACCGUGGCAGACAAAGGCUGGCGCGUAGGAAUCGGCACUCACAAGAUCCAGAAUGUCAUUUCUGAUGUGAUCAAAGCCUACGAUGAUGUCCCACCAUGUGCGCCCGAGGAAGAAUGUUAUGACUGUGUGCUCUGGAAGUUUUUCCGAAGUAAUGGUUCCGAGAUCACUACCACGACGACUUCAACUACAACAUCUCCAACACUCACUAGGACCGCAACUUGCAAGACUCCGGGCUGGUGGGGCUGCCUCGACGAAAGUACUACGACCACCGCAACAACCACAUCUACCACAGCUACAACUACUGCAACAACGACAACAACAACUUGCAAAACACCAGGAUGGUUCGGCUGCAAUGAUCCAACAACCACGACAGCAACAUCCACCCCAACUUCGACCUCGACCUCAACGUGCGAAACCCCGGGUUGGUUCGGCUGCAAUGACCCAACAGCUACCGCACCUCAAAUAACACCAGCGCCUACAGUGGCACCCAAGAACCCAGAAGCAACGUCGACAAGUGCGUGCCACAAUGCUGGCUGGUUCGGCUGCAAUGACCCAUCGACCACUACUACGGCCGCCACUAUGACAGGUCAUGGUUCCAAAGCCUCAUCGACUUGCACACACCCAGGGAUAGUCUGGGGUUGCUGGAAAUAG